CAAAAUAUCUCCCAACUUCUUUUGUAGUAACCCUACUUGGCUCUGUAAAAUAUCUCCUACCUUCUUCUGCACCAGCAGCGGCAUCUCCAUUUCCAUCCCACCAGCGCGCCGUGUACAGAACGAGCGAGGCAUGUUUGAUGGGGUGGAUCGCUGCGCCGUCGUGGCGGUCAAGCGGAUGAGGCUGUGCGCCAUGGAGGAGGAGGUGGAGGAGGGGAUGGAGGUCGACGGGGAAGAGGAGGAGGAGGAGGGGACCGGUGGGUGGGCCUGGGGAGCGCCGGGGCUGGGGAUGGCUGGCCAGCCGGGAGAGCAGAUGGCGGCGGCGAUCGUGGUGGCAGACGCGGUGGAGCCUGACUUCCCCGUCAUCUACGUCAACGCCGCCUUCGAGGCUGCCACGGGGUACCGCGCGCACGAGGUCCUUGGCCGGAACUGCCGAUUCCUACAAUUUCGGGACCCACUUGCCCAAAGACGACAUCCCCUUGUCGAUCCAAUGGUUGUUUCAGAGAUGCGACGAUGCCUCAGUGAUGGAAUUGAAUUCCAAGGUGAACUACUGAAUUUUCGGAAAAAUGGCGCUCCACUGAAUAACCGGUUAAGGCUCAUUCCAAUGCAUGGGGAUGAUGGCGCUUUUACACACAUAAUUGCGAUCCAGUUGUUCUCUGAUGCUAACAUCGAUCCCAGCAACAUUUCUUACCCAGUAUAUAAACCACAGUCCAGCCACAGGCUCAGCUUUCAAGAUAUGAACCGGACUUCUCAUGAGCAUACUCCUAUAGUCCAAUGUUCAGAGUACUGCGCUAUCUUCAACCUCUCGGAUGAAGUUCUAGCUUAUAACAUUUUAUCUCGCCUGUCACCAAGAGAUGUAGCUUCAGUUGGCUCAGUCUGCACUAGAAUGCAUCUGCUGACCAAGAAUGAUCAUCUGACAAAAAUGGUCUGCCAAAAUGCAUGGGGAAGAGAUGUCACUGGCAGGCUUGAGAUGAGCACCAAGAUGUUAGGAUGGGGUCGUCUUGCAAGAGAACUAACAACUCUCAAGGCAGCCUCUUGGAAGAAGUUCACAGUUGGAGGACGCGUUGAGCCAUCCCGAUGCAAUUUUAGUGCCUGUGCUGUGGGCAACCGCCUCGUCCUUUUUGGCGGGGAGGGGGUCAACAUGCAGCCUAUGAGUGACACCUUUGUGCUUAACCUGGAGGCUCCAAAGCCAGAAUGGUGCCGUGUCAAGGUUUCUGCCUCCCCACCUGGCCGCUGGGGCCACACUCUCUCAUGGCUAAAUGGCUCAUGGCUGGUAGUAUUUGGAGGUUGCGGACAGCAAGGUUUGCUUAAUGAUGUCUUCGUCCUUGACCUUGAUGCUCAGACUCCCGCUUGGAGGGAGAUUGCUAGCGACGGUCCGCCACUGCCACGGUCCUGGCAUAGUUCAUGCACCCUGGACGGUUCUAAACUUGUUGUGUCAGGGGGGUGUGCCGAGUCCGGUGUGCUUCUAAGCGACACAUUCUUGCUUGACUUGACGAAGGAGAAGCCAACAUGGAAGGAGAUCCCGACAUCCUGGUCGUCGCGCCUUGGCCAUACCUUCUCUGUUUAUGGUAAGACUAAAAUAUUUAUGUUUGGUGGAUUGGCAAAGAGUGGCUCGCUCCGACUGCGCUCCAGUGAUGCCUACAUAAUGGAUUUUGGUGAAGAGAAUCCACAAUGGAGGCAGUUGGCGACAACUGGGUUUCCAAGCGUUGGUCCGCCGCCAAGGCUUGAUCAUGUCACCGUGAGCCUGCCCUGUGGAAGGAUCAUCAUAUUUGGCGGCUCAAUCGCCGGGCUGCACUCACCAGCUGAGCUCUUCUUGCUUGAUCCGGCUGAGGAAAAACCGACAUGGAGAAUCCUGAAUGUCCCUGGGCAGCCACCCAAGUUCGCUUGGGGACACAGCACCUGCGUGGUUGGUGGCACUAGGAUCUUGGUUCUUGGUGGACACACCGGAGAGGAGUGGAUCCUGAAUGAGCUUCACGAGCUCUGCCUCUCAAGCAGGCCCGAUGAAGAUGGAUGAUUAUAGGGUUCUCAUGAUUUUAGACCUUACCUUCAUUUCAUCUAUCUGUCACUGCUUUUCUGUACAGAAAUGAGUGCAAAAGAAUUUAAAAAGAGUUUGUGGAUGAGAGUUUUAGUAUACCUUGUUGUUUUCAUAUGAUACGGCCAUAUGGGAGAUAAGGCUGGAAAUCCCUAUACCACAGUUACUUUUGUUGGUUGUAAAUGCGUGAGUACCACAAUCUUUCCACUA
Triticum dicoccoides is the source of this 2239-nucleotide messenger RNA. Its product is annotated as adagio-like protein 3. NCBI's taxonomy places the organism in Eukaryota, Viridiplantae, Streptophyta, Magnoliopsida, Poales, Poaceae. Gene Ontology annotation, cellular component: cytosol; SCF ubiquitin ligase complex; nucleus. Bases 131 to 2011 code for a protein of 626 amino acids. The transcript has 2 exons. Gene Ontology annotation, molecular function: protein binding. The record is from RefSeq and is a predicted model, not a curated record. Gene Ontology annotation, biological process: circadian rhythm; response to blue light.